GCCUGUGUCCUUCAAUUUCAGUUAUUUUAUUCAAAACCUGCAAGGCUUGUGACAACUUAAAGAGCACGAAUGAUUUUAAAUAAACAAAACAAGAUGUACAGAAAGGUACUGAUCAAACUAUAGAAUAAUUGAUUAUAUCAUGACUUUUACGGUCAAAGCCAUUUCAACUCGGUGAUUUUCUGAGAAAUGUUUUGCGUUUCUAAGAAAACAAAGCAGCCGAAGGUUGCUUUGGUUUUUGGUUUUGAAAUAUUUGAUUAAAAAUGGAUGUUGAUGUUUCAAAUAUGAAUUUGCAGAUCUCGGGUCUUUGAUCGUAAAUAACCCCAAAUCUUUUAUUGUGCUAACAAUGUUUCAAUGAAGAACAAUUCCCAGGAAUUGGAAAUCGCGAGGUGGUUGGUUAUUCAUUAAAAACGAUUUAUAAGAGUUUUUAUUAUGGAAGAUUUUUCGCUUCCCUUUCACCGGUUUUCCCCCUUGGAGAACCAGUUCUUCGAGGGAAUCACCUUGAUCCUGAUCUGUUUUCUGAGAAAUCACCUGCUCCAUUUUAGGUUUGUUGGAAUUCUUUACUGCCUUUAUAACCGAAUACUUUUGUAUCAAGGUAGAUUCAUUUUCGCGUAAGAACAGUGUUUCAAGGACCAAAACACAGUCACAGGAAGAUUUUUCUGUUUGUUGGAAUUCUUUGCUGCCUUUAUAACCGAAUACUUUUGUAUCAAGGUAGAUUCAUUUUCGCGUAAGAACAGUGUUUCAAGGACCAAAACACAGUCACAGGAAGAUUUUUCUGUAAGUAUUUUUUGUAAGUAGUAAGUAUUGACUAUCUAAUAAAAGCGAAUGCAGUCAAAAUUGUUACGUCAUCUUGUUUAUAUUUCUUGCAAAAUUAAAGAUUGCAAAAUUAAAGUAUGCAAUUCUCAGGGCUUUUUCGUGUAUUCUGUUAAUCUUACUGCAUGUUGCUGGGAAUGUUCCUAAGAAAAAGACCACCAUUAUCUUGCUGUCUUUGUAGUCAGAAUGUGAUGUUAAGAAGGAAGAGAUAGGAUAGGAAUAAAAUAUAUUUACUAAGAAAUGAUGUUUGUUGUUUUGUUUUUUUUUCUGUUUAACUGAAAUGCGCAAAGGGAAACGAAAAGUUUAAUUUCAGUUAUUUUAUUCAAAACCUGCAAGGCUUGUGACAACUUAAAGAGCACGAAUGAUUUUAAAUAAACAAAACAAGAUGUACAGAAAGGUACUGAUCAAACUAUAGAAUAAUUGAUUAUAUCAUGACUUUUACGGUCAAAGCCAUUUCAACUCGGUGAUUUUCUGAGAAAUGUUUUGCGUUUCUAAGAAAACAAAGCAGCCGAAGGUUGCUUUGGUUUUUGGUUUUAAAAUAUUUGAUCAAAAAUGGAUGUUGAUGUUUCAAAUAUGAAUUUGCAGAUCUCGGGUCUUUGAUCGUAAAUAACCCCAAAUCUUUUAUUGUGCUAACAAUGUUUCAAUGAAGAACAAUUCCCAGGAAUUGGAAAUCGCGAGGUGGUUGGUUAUUCAUUAAAAACGAUUUAUAAGAGUUUUUAUUAUGGAAGAUUUUUCGCUUCCCUUUCACCGGUUUUCCCCCUUGGAGAACCAGUUCUUCGAGGGAAUCACCUUGAUCCUGAUCUGUUUUCUGAGAAAUCACCUGCUCCAUUUUAGGUUUGUUGGAAUUCUUUGCUGCCUUUAUAACCGAAUACUUUUGUAUCAAAGUAGAUUCAUUUUCGCGUAAGAACAGUGUUUCAAGGACCAAAACACAGUCACAGGAAGAUUUUUCUCUAUUUGGUUUGUGUCACCCAAAGGAUAAAACGUUUUCCCUGUGACACCAUUGGGAAGGCAUCAAAAUGUGUGACAGGGCCACUACAGCAAAAGUUCCAGAGAGCGUUAACUACCAUUUUACCAGGCAGUGUAAUUACAAAUGUGGCUUUUGCUUUCACACUGCAAAAACGUCGUUUGUCCAACCUUUAGAUGAAGCUAAACGGGGCUUGAAGCUCCUCCGAGAUGCUGGUAUGCAGAAAAUAAAUUUCUCAGGCGGGGAACCUUUCUUGCAUAAGCGUGGCAAGUUUCUGGGAGAAAUGGUGAAAUAUUGCAAAGAGGAAAUUGAGGUGCCCAGUGUCAGCAUAAUCUCUAAUGGGAGCUUGAUCACAGAAAAAUGGAUGCAGGAGUAUGGGGAGUUCGUGGACAUUUUGGGCAUCUCUUGUGAUUCUUUUGAUGAAUCGGUAAAUGAAAAGAUUGGUCGACACACUAGAGGAAAGAAUCACUUAGAAACAAUGCACAGAGUUCACGAUUGGUGCAAGAAGCAUCACGUACUCUUCAAGAUUAAUUCCGUGAUAAAUUCUUACAACGUUGACGAGGAUAUGGGCAAAUACAUCACUGAGUUGGAACCUGUGAGGUGGAAGAUUUUUCAGUGUUUGCCGAUCGAUGGAGAAAACUUUGGCGAAGGAGCGCUUCGCCAAGUCGAGCAAUUCCUCAUAACUGACGAGCAGUUUAAAGGCUUCAUUGAGCGACACUCACAUGUGCCGCAGCUUGUGCCGGAAAGCAACGACUUGAUGAAGCAGUCGUAUUUUAUCGUCGAUGAGUAUUUUAGAUUCAUCGACAAUGGAACCGGCAGAACCUCGAAAUCAAUUCUCGCUGUUGGGGUAGAGGCUGCAAUUAAAGAAAGUGGCUUCAUCGAGAAGAAGUAUCUUGACAGAAGGGGACGAUACAAUUGGAGCAAAAAUCCAACGUGCGAGAGUAAGAACCUCAGCUGGUGAAACAGGCUGCACUUAAGUUGCACGCUUGUAUUAACUGAAAUGAUAGAUACUUGUUGCAGUAAUCUGCAAUUCCUAAAUAUUUAAUUUAUAUUAUUUAUUGAAAAGAGAUAUUUUCAUUCAAAUUGACGAUAAAUCUGGCCAUAGAAUAAGUAUGUCUAGCGCCAUUUAAAUUUGUUCAUUUUUCUUACUUUUAUUGCCUUGUAUAUUCACGCAGUGCAACUUAUCAACGUUAGGCAAAAUCGUUUCCCCUUUAACUUUAUUUAAUCGAUAAUGUACAACAAUAUGAAAGGAUAUAAAUGAUAUAAAAUGAGCAACGAUUGGUUGUAA
Molecule: messenger RNA, 3062 nt
Organism: Rhopilema esculentum
Lineage: Eukaryota; Metazoa; Cnidaria; Scyphozoa; Rhizostomeae; Rhizostomatidae
Source: RefSeq, a predicted model, not a curated record